Molecule: messenger RNA, 4836 nt
Organism: Microsporum canis CBS 113480
Lineage: Eukaryota; Fungi; Ascomycota; Eurotiomycetes; Onygenales; Arthrodermataceae
Product: RING finger membrane protein
Exons: 2
Coding region: 1-4836 (1611 amino acids)
Cellular component (GO): endoplasmic reticulum membrane
Molecular function (GO): zinc ion binding
Source: RefSeq, a predicted model, not a curated record
AUGGAUUGGGAUGGCGUGGAUCUGGCAGGAGCCAGGCCGCACACGCCUGACAUCAUGAACGACCCAGCUUUCGAAACCAACCAUGGGAACAGGACCGGAGGUGCGGAUGAAAUGGAUACAUGUCGGAUAUGCCGUGGAGAAGGGACUGAGGAGGAACAGCUCUUCUACCCCUGCAAGUGCAGUGGGAGCAUCAAAUUCGUCCAUCAGAACUGUCUCAUGGAGUGGCUCUCUCAUUCACAAAAGAAACACUGUGAACUGUGCAAGACACCCUUUAGAUUUACGAAACUUUAUGACCCGAAUAUGCCGAGUGAAUUGCCGGUACCGGUAUUCCUGAAAGAGCUCUUUUUGCAUGCUUGUCGAGCGCUGCUUACCUGGUUACGGUUUGGUCUGGUUGCCUUUGUUUGGCUCGGACUGCUCCCGUGGUCGAUGAGGACGAUAUGGCGGGGCCUGUUUUGGCUUGCAGAUGGACGAUGGCCCGUUCCGGAUACGAUACAGAGACCUGCUUCGGCAGUUGCCAAUAGGAGUGUAGCCUGGCUUGCUGCCCAUGGAACCUCUCCUGCCAGACCAACUCUUGCGUGGGACGUACCCGGCAUGUCAAUGGCCACGGCUAGCCCUCUGGUCGGUAACCCUCAACCGCAAAGUGCUCCUUCAAUGCUCAACUUUUCCACUGGUGAGCCAUUGAUAUACUCUAUUGCAAAAACUUUCCUCUCCAACGCCUUUUCCGCCCCUACGCCCUCCGGCGCGAAUAACUCAGCUUCUGCAACAACAAUUAGGCGCAUACGACAGCCAUCAUGGCUUUCGGACAUGGCCUUCUUAAACAACGCCACCUCCUCCCCUGCGUUGAACAACAUCAUUAUCGAUACCUUGGAAGGUCAGCUUAUCACACUCCUUGUCGUUAUAUCUUUCAUUCUUGUAUUCUUAAUUAGGGAAUGGGUUGUCCAGCAGCAACCUGUUAUCAACCUUCCAGAAGGCGAGGGAGAAGUUCUUGGCCAACUACUUAAUCGCGCAAUGGAACAACAUGCGGCUGCAGAGGAGGUGCAUGAGCAAGAGGCGGAAGAGGAAGCUGUUGCUGAAAACGAAGCCCCUGGGCCCGAACAUCAAUUGGAGGAAUCAGAUCAUGAACCUGAAAAUGAAGUUGGCGAUGCCCCUACCCAAAGAAGAGGCGUUUUCAACGAGAAUCCCUUACCUGAUACACAAACUUUUAACCCUUUUGCCCCCAAUUACGUUGGCCCAUAUCCUGAGAACUCUCCUUAUGUUCAUAAUGCUCGUGGCCAAGAUCCACCAAUAUUCCGCGGCAACUUUCAUAACCAUAACCGGCCUUUUCAGAUACCAGCUGAUGCCUCCAACCGUCCUAGCAUGUGGGAUGAACCAGAGACAAAUUUCACUUAUCAAUCAGCUGGGGCUCGUCAUGACUUCACAGAAUUUGGACAGAAUGAGGGCAGAGAAGACCAAGACGAGAAACCAGAUCAGGGGCCUUCUACUACAAGAGAACCCAUGGCCGCGCGGGAAAAUAUACCACCAUUCAACCCAUUUAGUGGACAGACUACUCAAUGGAGGUUUCCUGACUUUGAUGAGGGACAUACCUCCCCUGCUGAGGAGUCAAGCUAUCAGCCAUCACGAACAACUCCCGCUGCCUACGAAAAUCAUACUCAUGUGCCACACUACGAAAAUGAUGGCUCAGAUGCAGGGGGAGCAGUAGUGGACUCUCAUAUUCCAGAUGCCCAAUCCACGGGCUCUCAAUCAGGCAAUGAUGACAAUGAUGAUACCCCUCCAGGCACUGCUGCUAAUGCCCGCAAUACUGAAGAUGCGUUAGGGGAUGAUGAGGCCCUUGAGAGAGAUACAAACGCAGAAUCCCAUCCUGAUUCUCCAACUCAGCCCGCUUACCCUAGAGAAGAGCUACUUUAUACGCCGAUAAUUCCGCCAAGGAAUAUUUUCGAUAGGAUGUUUAAUUUCUUUUGGGGUGCCAUUCCAAUUGUGCUUCCAAAUGAGGAAGACGAGGAAGGCGGUGCUGACCCUCAACCAGCCCUUAUUCGACAACACCAACGGCAUAGGCGGGGUGGCGGUGACGCAAAUGAAGCGGCCAAUCGUGGCCGUGCAGCAGCGCCAGCUAAUGAUGCUCUGGACGGCAAUGAUGCUGAAGCUGUUGAAGAUGUAGACGACCUUGAGGGCGUUAUGGAACUUAUUGGAAUGCACGGCCCUCUCUUUGGUCUGCUACAAAACGCAGUCUUCAGCGCACUGUUGAUAUCAUUUACCGUCUCCAUUGGUAUAUGGCUUCCUUAUCUUUGGGGUAAAAUCGCUUUGGUGAUGCUGGUCAACCCUGUUGGACUAUUCAUCCGAGUUCCAAUAACCGCUAUCUCAAUGUUGGCCGAUAUCACUGUCGACCUAAUCCUCGGAUGCUUUGCAUAUGUAGUCUAUCUCAUGAAUGUGUUGGUUCGGGCGAUUUUGGCACAGCUAGGCCUUUUCCUCCCGAGUCUCGGUAAACUCUCUGCUGCUAACUCCAUUACUUUCGCCUCCCUAUCCUUGAUGGAAGGAAGUAGCCAGAGAUUAACUGGGCUUAUCACGACCAUGUUUACGUUUCAUGAAACUGACCUUCCUAUGUUUUCCGCCGUAUCACACGAGGCGCUGAAAUUACAUCAAGCCAGAUUUGCCUAUCUAGGACAUAUGCUCUUUAAUGGCGGAAAGGCUCUACUACAUGAUAUACCCCUGAGCAUAAUUCAGUCAGAAAAGCCUCUCCUGGCGGUUAAAAGCUUCCUUCUGGCUGAUCUUCCAAAGGCUCCUGGCCUAGCGUUAACUUUGCUGAAGAGCCUAGGAGAAGUUUUUGGCAUUGUUAAUGGAUUAACAGAUUGGUCAACUUCCGAUACCCUUAUUCAAAACUCAACCACGUCCGCAAGUUAUGAGUUAAGUCGCUGGAGCUCCAAAGAUCGACUGAUUGCCAUAAUCCUAGGCUACUGUUUUGCUUCUCUCCUCGGUAUUGCUUAUCUUCGCAUAUCUGGUAUUAUAUCUGGGACUCGCCGUGAUGGGCAAAUAGGAGAUGGUCCGCUUGCUGAAAUCCUUCGUCAAGCAGGUGGUGUAAUGAAGGUCAUUGUUAUAAUUGGGAUCGAAAUGAUAGUUUUCCCAUUAUAUUGCGGUAUCCUGUUAGAUAUUGCAUUACUACCUCUCUUUGGGAACGGCCUAUUUGCAUCUCGAGCUGCAUUUACAUUGGAAUCUCCGUUAACGUCUCUGUUCGUCCAUUGGUUCAUCGGAACUUGCUACAUGUUUCACUUUGCGCUAUUUGUCUCAAUGUGUCGGAAAAUUAUGCGCAGCGGUGUGCUUUACUUCAUUCGCGACCCUGAUGACCCUACAUUCCACCCAGUACGUGAUGUACUUGAACGAAACAUCACUACACAACUUCGGAAGAUCGCAUUUAGCGCCCUAGUGUAUGGAGCUCUGGUGAUUAUCUGCCUUGGUGGGGUUGUUUGGGGCCUAUCGCUUACAUUCAGCGGUAUUCUCCCCGUUUACUGGUCUUCGAAUGAACCAGUUCUAGAGUUUCCAGUUGAUCUUCUCUUCUACAACUUUGUGAUGCCUGUCGCCAUUAGAGCAAUCAAACCAUCGGACGGAUUACAUAAAAUAUAUGACUGGUGGUUCCAUGAAUGCGCUCGAAUGCUUAGACUUACGCAUUUCCUCUUUGGAGACAGAAAACCUGACGAGGAAGGGUAUUUUGAAUAUCCUACGUGGCGAGAGGCGUUCCUUAGCUUGUUUACCCGAGAAAAACCCAGGCCUCGGCGUUUCCUUCGCAACGGAAGAUUCGUUCGAGCACCAGCUUCGGACCAAGUGAGGAUACCUAAAGGGGAACAAGUAUUCGUGGAAGUCAAUGAAAAUAAUGAACGUAUAGAUGGGAAUCCCGAUAAUGAUGACGGUCGCCAUGGGAAGAAGAACGAGAUGUACUCACCAGUUUACGUUCCGCCAAAUUUCCGAGCAAGAAUUUUUGCUUUCCUGUUACUGCUUUGGGUUUUUGCUGCAGCUACCGGUGUUGGAAUUACUAUAAUUCCUCUCAUAAUUGGGCGUCGGAUGCUGUCGUUCAUGUUCCCGCCACAUAUCCGUGUGAACGAUAUCUACGCGCUAUCAGCAGGAGUUUACGCCUUUGGAACCGUGUAUUAUGGAUACCUACACUUCCAUAAAAUAACUGACGCUCUCCAUGAAGGCGCUGAGCCGUACAUGAGAUCACCGAAGCAACUUCUAUACAAAACUUGCAACCUAGCUGUUCGUGCUCUCCGUGUCGUAUACUUAGCCGCGGUAGUAGGACUAUUCCUUCCCUCAGCUUUCGCCCUCAUUACCGAAUUUUACCUAUUGAUUCCAUUACACACCUAUCUAAGCCCAUCGGAGACGCACAUCAUUUACUUUGUGCAAGACUGGACUCUUGGAAUCCUUUACGUUCGGAUGGCAAUUCGAUUCCUGCUCCGAAAACCCUUAUCUCUAUCUGCCAUGGCGCUGCGUGGUAUAGUUCGUGACGGCUGGACCAACCCUGAUAUCUGGCUAGCAACGAGGGUAUUUUUUAUCCCCGCAGCCCUUGUCGUACUCAUUGCCACUGUGUGCCCACUCCCGAUCGGUUUUAUCCUAAACUCUACUCUCUUCUCCGAGUCAUCUGCUACAUUCCACUCUCAGGUUUAUCGAUAUUCCUAUCCCGCUUUCUUGGUAUUAAUGCUUUUUGUCCGGGGGGUACAUGUUCUCCAACGUCAGAUUGGCGUUUGGCGAGUCAGCAUUAGAGAUGAUGUAUAUAUGAUCGGGGAACGGCUUCAUAAUCUGGGCGAGAAGCGUGCAAGGAAUGUUGGCCAGGCUAGGAGGAUGAUUACUUCAUGA